Molecule: messenger RNA, 1704 nt
Organism: Penicillium cataractarum
Lineage: Eukaryota; Fungi; Ascomycota; Eurotiomycetes; Eurotiales; Aspergillaceae
Exons: 4
Coding region: 1-1704 (567 amino acids)
Molecular function (GO): FAD binding
Source: RefSeq, a predicted model, not a curated record
AUGACCGCAGCUAUUGAAACAGACGUUCUGAUUGUGGGCGGUGGUCCAGUAGGAUUGCUUACAGCUUAUGGUCUAGCUAGACAAGGAGUGGACUCUAUCGUUGUGGAGAAAAAUAACAAGAAUGAACAAGCCAUGUAUGGCCGGGCUACUACCCUUUACCCUCGGACACUGGAGAUGCUCGAUCAGCUAGAGCUUCUAGACGAGAUGAACCAGAUCGGCUUCGUUGCCCGCAACAGUGUGACAUACAAGGAUGGCAAGCUGGUCACCUCGCGUGGCUGGCAUGUCAUGUUUGAGCGGAUGCAUGGCACCUUCUUGGACUACUGCUUGAACAUCCGGCAGAAGUUCAGCGAGAAUGUGUACCGCGAUGCAUAUUCGAGAAUCGGAGGAAAGCCUUUCAUUGGUUGGAAGCUUGAGGAUUUCACCCUCGACAAUUCGGUAGAGGAUGACUUCAAGGUUACUUCACAUCUUACUGAGAUCAGCUCUGGCGACUCUGUGACUGUCAAGAGUAAAUACAUCGUGGGAGCAGAUGGCGGCAGCUCACUGGUCAGACGACUCGCCGGCGUUCCUUUUGAAGGCGACCGUACCGAUUUCAAAUGGGUUCGUAUCGACGGCUACUUUAAGACGAACAUGCCCAAUGCAGACGUCGGAUUCGCCUCGAUCGAGUCGAAGAGCCAUGGCAAUGUCUUGUGGGUCCAGUUGGAUCACGGAGUUAAACGCAUUGGAUUUGCGAUGACUGAGGAGAUGCUUGCCAAGUAUGGCAGCAACCUUACCGAAGAGCAAGCUGUAGCCGAAGCCGUCAAGUCCAUGGAGCCGUUCACCCUGGAAGUUGAAAAGGUUGAGUGGUGGACCCUGUACAGUAUCAAUCAAAGGGUGGCCGACGCCUUCUUUGCCAAUGACAGGGUCCUGCUAGCAGGCGAUGCCUGCCACACUCAUUCUUCCGGCGCUGCCCAGGGAAUGAACACUGGUGUUCACGACGCUGUCAACCUUGCUUGGAAACUGGGCGGCGCUGUCAAAGGCUGGUACGGACCCGAAGUUCUUCAAACCUAUGAAGACGAACGUCGUCCGGCAGCGCAACAUCUCAUCGAGCUCGACAAGGCCUUCUCAGCCACGAUUUCAGGAACUGUUCCGGAACAGUACAAAGGUUCUCGGCUCAAUGCAAAUGAGCUAUUUACUAAGCUAUUCGAUGAAACCAUCUUGUUCAACAUUGGUCUCGGAAUUAGCUAUGGCGAGAAUGCAAUCAACAAAGCCCCUUCAACAGGUAUGAUCUCGGCCGGCCGAAGAGGACCAGAUGCUCUGAUUAUGGCACCUGGAUCUCGUGUCCCCAUGCGACUAUACCAAGUGACGAAAAACACUGGCCAGUGGUGUAUCAUUGUCUUUGCGGGAAGACCCGAUGUUACCAGAGAUGUGUUGUCCAAGUCAGUCUCAGAGCUGAAUACAACUCGAGCAAGGCUCCCCGAGAAAAUGAUCAGAUUCAUUACCUUGUUCGCAGGAAGCGUUGAUGGUGGUGAUAGCGCCUUUGGAAACCCACGAAUCGGAAACAUCUACUAUGAUCUGGAUCGGUCUGCUCAUGACAGGUAUUCCAUUGCUACUGCUAAAGGUGGAGUGGUCAUUCUUCGUCCAGAUGGCAUUCUGGGCAACGCUACUUCGCUUGAUGACAUCGAUGCAGUCAAGGAUUUCUUUGCUGGAUUUGCAGUGUCUGCUUGA